Messenger RNA from Nycticebus coucang (slow loris), 4167 nucleotides. It is a transcript of the gene TGFB2, whose product is annotated as transforming growth factor beta 2. The coding region runs from base 49 to 1377 and encodes 442 amino acids. The transcript is spliced from 8 exons. Gene Ontology annotation, molecular function: growth factor activity; type III transforming growth factor beta receptor binding; type II transforming growth factor beta receptor binding. Gene Ontology annotation, biological process: transforming growth factor beta receptor signaling pathway; SMAD protein signal transduction; BMP signaling pathway. Gene Ontology annotation, cellular component: extracellular region. NCBI's taxonomy places the organism in Eukaryota, Metazoa, Chordata, Mammalia, Primates, Lorisidae. The record is from RefSeq and is a predicted model, not a curated record.
GAAAACCCAAAAAACAAAAUCCCCCAAUUUUUUCUACCUUUUUAAAAAAUGCACUACUGUGUGCUGAGCGCUUUUCUGCUCCUGCAUCUGGUCACGGUCGCGCUCAGCCUGUCUACCUGCAGCACACUCGAUAUGGAGCAGUUCAUGCGCAAGAGGGUCGAGGCGAUCCGCGGGCAGAUCCUCAGCAAGCUGAAGCUCACCAGCCCCCCAGAAGAGUAUCCUGAGCCUGAGGAAGUCCCCCCGGAGGUGAUUUCCAUCUACAACAGCACCAGGGACUUGCUCCAGGAGAAGGCGAGCCGGAGGGCGGCCGCCUGCGAGCGCGAGCGGAGCGACGAGGAGUACUACGCCAAGGAGGUUUACAAAAUAGACAUGCCGCCCUUCUUCCCCUCGGAAACUGUCUGCCCAGUUGUUACAACACCCUCUGGCUCAGUGGGCAGCUUGUGCACCAGACAGUCCCAGGUGCUCUGUGGGUACCUUGAUGCCAUCCCGCCCACUUUCUACAGACCCUACUUCAGAAUUGUCCGAUUUGACGUCUCAGCCUUGGAGAAGAAUGCUUCCAAUUUGGUGAAAGCGGAGUUCAGAGUCUUUCGUAUGCAGAACCCAAAAGCCAGAGUGCCUGAACAACGGAUUGAGCUGUAUCAGAUUCUCAAAUCCAAAGAUUUAACGUCUCCAACUCAGCGCUACAUAGACAGCAAAGUUGUAAAAACGAGAGCAGAAGGCGAGUGGCUGUCCUUUGACGUGACUGAUGCUGUCCACGAGUGGCUUCACCAUAAAGACAGGAACCUGGGAUUUAAGAUAAGUUUACAUUGUCCCUGCUGUACUUUUGUACCAUCAAAUAAUUACAUCAUUCCAAAUAAAAGUGAAGAAUUAGAAGCAAGAUUUGCAGGUAUUGAUGGCACCUCCACAUAUACCAGUGGUGAUCAGAAAACUAUAAAGUCCACUAGGAAAAAAAACAGUGGGAAGACCCCACAUCUCCUGCUAAUGUUGUUGCCCUCCUACAGACUUGAGUCACAACAGAGCAACCGGCGGAAGAAGCGUGCUUUGGACGAGGCCUAUUGCUUUAGAAAUGUGCAGGAUAAUUGCUGUGUACGUCCACUUUACAUUGAUUUCAAGAAAGAUCUUGGGUGGAAGUGGAUCCAUCAGCCUCGAGGGUACCAAGCUAAUUUCUGUGCUGGAGCGUGCCCCUAUUUAUGGAGCUCCGACACUCAGCACUCUAAGAUUCUCGGCUUAUAUCACAACUUAAAUCCAGAAGCAUCUGCGGCUCCUUGCUGUGUGCCCCAAGAUUUAGAACCGCUAACCAUUCUCUACUAUAUCGGCAAAACCCCCAAGAUUGAACACCUUUCUAACAUGAUCGUGAAGUCCUGCAAAUGCAGCUAAAAUUCUUGGAAAGAUGGCAAGAUGAAAAUCCCAAUGAUGAGGAUAAUGACAGUGACGAUGACGACCACAAUGAUGAUAUUUGUUGACAAGAAAACCUAAGAGAGCCUUUGGUCAUCGGUGUUAAAAAUUUUUUUUUGAGAAAGCGGUACUAGUUCAAACACUUUGGAAGUUUGUAUUCUGAUUGUUACAACUGGCAUCUGAAACAAAAAAGAUGACGGCCUUAUUCUACAUUUCACCUACUUCGUAAGUGAGAGAGACAAGAAGCAAAAUCUUUUUUUUUUUUUAAGAAAAAAUAAACACUGGAAGAAUUUGUUAGUGUUAAUUAUGUGAACAAACAAACAAAAAACAGGAAAAAUCCCGUUAAGUGGAGUCGGUGUACGUACCGUUCCCAUCCCAUCCCUCACUUGAUUUUUCUGUAUUGCUAUGCAAUAGGCACUCUUCCCAGUCUCACUCUUAGAGUUAACAGUGAGUUAUUUAUUGUGUGUUACUAUAUAAUGAACGUUUCAUUGCCCUUGGAAAACAAAACAGGUGUAUAAAGUGGAGACCAAAUACUUUGCCAGAAACUCAUGGAUGGCUUAAGGAACUUGAACUCAAACGAGCCAGAAAAAAAGAGGUCAUAUUAAUGGGAUGAAAACCCGAGUGAGUUAUUAUAUGACCAAGUAAGUCUGCGUUAAGAUAAAGACCCUGAAAGCACAUGUUAUGUACCAAUCGCCUAAGGAAGCUUCUUGUAAGAUCCCAAAACUUAAAAAGCCUGUUAAUAAAAGAAACUUUCAGUCAGAAUAAUUCUGUAAGAUUUUCUUUUUCUUUUUAAUUGUAAAUGGUUCUUUGUCAGUGUAGUAAACCAGUGAAAUGUUGAAAUGUUUUGACAUGUACUGGUCGAAUUUUGGACCUUAAAGUAUUGCUGUUUAGCUGCGCUAUAAGUUUUUUCCUUUCUUUUGGUAUGUGUAACCGUACCUAUAUUAUUAAAAUAGAUGGGUAUAGAAGCCAGCAUAAUUGAAAACACAUCUGCAGAUCUCUUUUGCAAACUAUUAAAUCAAAACAUUAACUACUUUAUGUGUAACGUGUAAAUUUUUACCGUAUUUUUUAUAUUCUGUAAUAAUGUCAGCUAUGAUUUAGAUUGGACUUAAAUUUGGGCUCCUUUUAAUGAUCACUCACAAUUGUAUGUUUCCUUUAGCUGGCCAGUACUUCUGAAUAAAGCCCCUGUAUUUUGACUUGCACUACAAAUACAUUUUUGUUAGUAUUUUCUCUACUUGAGCUUUGUGUAUUAUCCAUUACUAUGACAUAAGCUACCUGGAUCUAUUGUUUUUUUCUUUUACAAAAAGGAUAGAUUCGAGUUCAGUGGUCUUCCUUCAUCUUCUCAGUAUCAUCACUGUUCAAGUGUAAAGUGUUAAAAAGCUUCUGUGUUAGGAGAAUGGGGAAUGUUCCUGAUACAUAGAAAUGUUUUAGUUUUGGCAGGAGUUUAAGGAUCUGAGUAAAACUCAGAAUCCUGGCAACUAAGUUAAGAAAGUUUCUCUACCUUGGUUCAAUCAGUAUUUGCACAUAGUUCUAUUGUUAAAAAGUAGACAGUUCAUAGGAAACAUCUUUUCCUUUAACCAGAUUUCUUAGUGUUCUGGGGGAAAUUGACAGAUAUACAUGGGUCAUUACAAAAGUUAUGAGAGACACAAAAAUCAAGAAACAUAAAAUCUGCAUGGAUGGAAACAAAUGAAGCCCUCCCAGCUACACUGAUAAGCCGAGCAAGCUGAAACUUGCUCGGGUGACUCAGAAAGGACGCUGUUGACGGUGUUUCUUGGAAGUGAAGUAAUGGACCGUAACAGUCUCCAAACCUUCGUAGUGACCUACGUACAUUAUAGUUGAUUUUUCAAAAAGGAAAAAUGUCCAGGUCAGCCGAAGUCAUUUUGUUUAUUUCCUUGAAGUUAAGGUUUUAUAUAUAAUGUUUUUUGAAGGUGAAAAGACCCAAGUCAAGUUUGAUGAUCAAAACAUCCUUUCCUCUGAAUGAGUUACCUACAUCUGCAGCUAGCGUUUAUCUUGCUUUAAUAAAUAAUUUGUGGGGAGGUAUUCUUGCUUUGGGUUUGUAGGAUGUGUCAAUUUGUUACUUGUCACUUAUUUAAGUUUAAGAUAAAAAUUAAUAGGCAAAAUAAUGAAUUUUUUGCAGCUUCACCUAAAUGGCAGCAUAGCGAGGCGUGAAUCUAAAGUGAAAUUGUUUGAUAAGGUAUACGUCUUUUUUGGAAUUUCUUGACCAUUAAUUAAAGUGAAGAAUUGGGUCUGCAAGUUUGAAAACUGGAAAAGCCAGCUAAACCCCCUUGUGUUGGAUGUAGCCCAAUACCAGAUUUGAGAGUGUUGACUAUCUUUUUGUCUUCCACUUUGAUAUGACUUCUAUGUAAAUCACUUUUAUUCUACAGGUCUUUUCCUCUCAGAUAGGAUGACAUUUUGUUUUGUAUUAUUUUGUCUUUCCUCGUGAAUGCACUGAUAAUAUUUUAAAUACUCUAUUUUAAAAUCUCUUGAAUCUUGUCUUUUUAAUUUGGGGGUUCUAAUAAGGUCUUUAUUUCCCAUAAGUAAAUAUUGCCAUCGGGGUGGAGGGAGGUGGGAAAGAAUCAGGGUUAGGAUGGGUUUGGGGUAGCAGUUUUUAUUGAAUUUGUGUUAAGCAGCAGUACAAUUUUAUGGUUGGCAUGGUUUAAAAGAAUGGAAUAUAAGAAUAGCUGUUUUGUAUUUUGAUGACCAAUUACGCUGUAUUUUAACACAAUGUAUGUCUGUUUUUGUGGUGCUCUAGUGGUAAAUAAAUUAUUUCAAUGA